Messenger RNA from Funneliformis caledonium, 579 nucleotides. The record is from the annotation of a GenBank genome assembly. Lineage: Eukaryota; Fungi; Glomeromycota; Glomeromycetes; Glomerales; Glomeraceae.
AUGGAAAAAGACUCUCAAAUCGAAACGUGUUUUAAAGGGAUGAACUUGUGUAUUACCGCACUAGGCGGUAGAGAACCUGAAGCGCAACGCGACCACUUAGAUUAUGAAUCGGUAUGUCAUUAUCAUGAAGGACAGUACGCUAACGGCACUACGGAGAGUGUAACUUUUUCUCAAGUAAAUGCCCAACAUGACUAUAUUGGUUAUGGUUAUGAUGCUUUGAGUAUAAUCUUAAUCAAUCAAACGAUCCUUGUCAAACAUAUUACAUACGAUCAAAGUCAUUAUGAUCCUUCUUUAUAUAGUCAAGAAGGAGGUGAGGAUACGGUUAAUAGCAAUGAUAUCACGAAUACGAAUAGUAUGGACAUUGAUCAUAAUUUCAAAUUUCUAACUAUAUCAUCAUCGAUCGAUCGACGUCAAUCAAUGAUAAUGUUGCCGCAUUUAUUUUGGUCGAAACAAACUUCUUCAGAAAAAGAAAAUAAUUCGCGUAUUAAUUCGCCAGCUGAAAAAGAUAAUGAAUUGAAUGGGUUGGAAAAUGAGGACCAAGAAGUAAAUAUUACUUACGGAGAUGAUAUUGAUAUUUGA